Messenger RNA from Kluyveromyces marxianus DMKU3-1042, 1380 nucleotides. RefSeq names its product Nsr1p (gene NSR1). Lineage: Eukaryota; Fungi; Ascomycota; Saccharomycetes; Saccharomycetales; Saccharomycetaceae. Gene Ontology annotation, molecular function: mRNA binding. The coding region runs from base 1 to 1380 and encodes 459 amino acids. The record is from RefSeq and is a predicted model, not a curated record. The transcript has a single exon. Gene Ontology annotation, cellular component: cytosol.
AUGGGUAGUAAAUCAGCAGACAAGAAGGUAUCCAAGAAGGACCUAAAGCUUAAGAAGAAGCAAGAUGCUAAGAAGGUGAAGGCUGUUGAGCCUGAAUCCAGCUCUGACAGUGAGUCUAGCUCCGACUCCAGCUCUGACUCCAGCUCCGAUUCUGAGUCUGAAUCUUCCGACUCUUCCUCCGACUCCUCCUCCGACUCCUCUUCCGAUGAAGAAGAAGAAAAGGAAGAGGAAAAGCCAAAGAAGAAGGAGGAAUCUGAAUCUUCUGAUUCCGACUCCGACUCUUCCUCUUCCUCCUCUUCUGAUUCUGAAUCUGAAUCUGAAGAAGAAAAGGAAGAACCAAAGAAGAAGGAAUCUUCCUCUUCUUCCUCCUCUGACUCUGACUCUGACUCCUCUUCCUCUGAUUCUGAAUCUGAAGAAGAAAAGGAAGAACCAAAGAAGAAGGAAUCCUCUUCCUCUUCUGAUUCCGACUCCGACUCUGACUCUGACUCCGAUUCCGACUCCUCUUCUUCUGAUUCUGAAGAAGAAAAGAAGGAAGAGCCAAAGAAGCGUAAGGCUGACGAAGAAGAACAAGAAGAACAAGAAGAGUCCAAGAAGCAAAAGACCGAGACCACUGGCGAGCCAGCCACCAUCUUUGUUGGUAGACUUUCUUGGUCCAUUGACGACGAAUGGUUGAAGACCGAGUUCGAACCAAUUGGCGGUGUCAUCAGCGCCAGAGUCAUGUACGAAAGAGGUACCGACAGAUCACGUGGUUACGGUUACGUGGACUUCGAGGACAAGUCAUAUGCCGAAAAGGCCAUCAAGGAGAUGCACGGUAAGGAAAUCGACGGCAGAGCCAUCAACUGUGACAUGUCUACUUCCAAGCCAGCUGGUCCACCAAAGGACGACAGAGCCAAGAAGUUUGGUGACGUCCCAUCCGAGCCAUCUGACACUUUGUUCUUGGGUAACUUGUCCUUCGAGGCCGACAGAGACAACUUGUACGAGAUCUUCGGUAAGUACGGUGAGAUUGUUUCCGUGCGUAUCCCAACGCAUCCAGAAACCGAGCAACCAAAGGGUUUCGGUUACGUGCAGUACGGCAGCAUCGAAGACGCCAAGAAGGCCUUCGAAGCUUUGCAAGGUGAAUACAUCAACAACAGACCUGUGAGACUAGACUACUCCAUUCCAAAGCAGAACUUUGGUGGUGACAGAGGUGGAAGAGGUGGCAGAGGUGGCUUCAACAGAGGUGGUGACAGAGGCGGCAGAGGCGGCAGAGGCGGCUUCAACAGAGGUGGUGACAGAGGUGGCAGAGGUGGCAGAGACUUUGGCUCUGGCUCUAACACUUCCCCAUUGGGCGCUGCAAGACAAAACGCUGCCUUCCAAGGUAAGAAGAAGACCUUUGAUUAG